UGGGUAUGGUAGGAAGGACAGGCCACAAGUGAUGUCUGGUAUUUCUUCCACUGCCACCAUGCUUAAGGCUGCAUUUCUGCCCGUGGUCUGUUUAGUAGUCUCCUACAUUACAAACAGCUGCUCUUGCUCAUCAGCCUGAGGUCUGUGCCCUCAUCUAYUCCGUCCGUCCUCGAAGUCUGCAUCACCAGUCCCUCUACCCUGAUCUCUGCCAAGGAAUGAAAAAAGAGAAAGAGAGGGAAAUAGUAAUUAUAGUUGACGAAAACAUUUAACGUUUUCUUACAGUUGAAGAUUCUGUUUUCUUCCGCUGAUCAUUGACAGAUAGUGGAUUUGAUCCCUCAACACAUCAAGCCAACUGGUGAGAGACUCAAUUUUCUGCCCAGAGGAGAGAGAUAAACAGCUUUCUGUUUGGACUCUUUUGAGAGACUCGACAUUGGGGACAAACCCAGUCAUCUUUAGCCAGGACACUGAAAGAGACUAAGUUUGCUGCUUUACCCUGACAGACACAACUUUCUGUGUCAAGACAAGACGAGCAGUCUUCUGUCUGAACAGAGACACACCCCUAGAAAGAGAGACCAAGACCUCUGGAUUUCACCCUCUCAGGGACAGCUUUUUGCCUUAAUACUGAAACGGAGACUACGACUGUUCUACUACAAUAUUCCUUACCCUAAUAUUGAGAGUCCUUCACUUCUUCCCUGUCACCUGAGCACUGAGAAAACCUUUCUGCAUUUUCAUUUUUAACAGAAAAGGCACCAGCCUGGUCUAAGCAGCUGCAUCUCAGACUUCCUUAAAACUGACAUCCGAUUUCCCAGAUUGCUGGGCCAGGCAGGCAGGGCUGUGGGAACAUACUUGGCUCAAACUAGGCCGUUCCAGAGGUGUGGUGUGUGACGGGUGAUGGCCGACUGGAGUCUCCUGGGMAACUUCUUGGAAGAGGUGCAGGAACACUCRACGUCUGUGGGCAAGGUGUGGCUCACCAUCCUCUUCAUCUUCCGUAUUCUGGUCUUGGGCACGGCCGCCGAGUCGUCAUGGGGCGACGAGCAGGAGGACUUCACCUGCGACACGGAGCAGCCCGGUUGCGAGAACGUUUGUUACGACACGGCCUUCCCCAUCGCCCACAUUCGCUACUGGGUGCUGCAGAUUGUCUUCGUGUCCACACCGUCGCUCAUCUACAUGGGCCACGCCGUGCACACGGUGCGCAUGGAAGAGAAACGCCGGCGCAAGGAGCAGGAGGACCAGGGGGGAGGGGACGGGGAGGAAGGAGGAGGGGAAGGCGGAGAGGAGAAGCAUUAUCUGGAGCACGGGGAAGAGAAGGGGGGAGAGUGCGGGAAGGAGGGCAGCGGCAUGGGCAGGGUGCGUCUGCGCGGGGCGCUGCUGCAGACUUACGUGUUGAGCAUCCUGAUCCGGACGCUAAUGGAGGUGGUCUUCAUCGUGGUGCAGUACAUCCUCUACGGGGUCUUCCUCAAUGCCCUGUACGUGUGCCACAGCCGGCCCUGUCCACACCCGGUUAACUGUUACGUCUCGCGGCCCACGGAGAAGAAUGUGUUCAUCGUGUUCAUGCUGGCCGUGUCGGGCGUGUCGCUGUUUCUCAGCGCCGUGGAGCUCUACCACCUGGCCUUUAAGCAGUGUCAGAGGUUUCUGAGGAGGAAACGACAACAGCAACAACAACAGCAGCAACAGCUGCUACAAGGACGCACGCCCUCAAGUGCUACGGUCAUCACCGCUGAACCUGACAGCCCACGCCGUCCAUCCAUGCCCUGCACCCCGCCCCCAGACUUCAGCCAGUGUGUUAGCUCUCCCCCUCACACACACCCCAUGCAUUCCCAAUCCCACCCCCAUCCUAGCUGCCCCCCCUUCAACAACCGGCUGGCCCACCAGCAGAACUCAGUCAACAUGGCCACUGAGCGCCACCGUGUUGUCCACAAUGACCUUGAAACGGAAGACUUCCUGCACGUGACCUAUGAGGGGCACGCCGACACGCCCAACGCCUGCACCCCGCCCCCUUCGCUGCUCCAAAGCGGCUUCCAAAAUGGUUUCCUGAAGGACAAGAGGCGUCUGAGCAAGACCAGCGGCUCCAGUAGCCGUGUGCGACCCGAUGACUUGGCUGUAUAGCCCCAAUUCCCAACACACACACUGUCCCUGGAUCGUUUCAAACACACACACAAGACUGGGAUGACUAUGACUCAUCUGUUGUGGGGGACUAAUUUCAACACUGCAUGGCACAAGUCAACGAAGUCACAAAGUAUCACAAGUCAUGAAACGUAAUACUCGAACUAAUCAAACACAGCUGUAGAGGGGUUAGUGCCUUCAUAUUUAGCCCUCAGGACUAAUCCACUAAUGUGACUGUCUGAGACCUCUGUCUGACUGCGUCCUAAAUGGCACCCUAUUGCCUAUAUCGCUCACUACUUUAAACCAGGGCACAUAUAGCUUUGGUCAAAAGUAGUGCACUAUAUAGGGGAAUAAGGUGCCAUUUGAGACAGAAACAUUGACUCUGACUGCUGUUGCGGAGUCUCUCCCUGAGAGACAGGGGGGCCUUGUGCCAGACCUGAGAAUGAGUGGGUCACUGCCACACUAUCAGCUCUGUGACACUGACUGGCUGCUGGGGACAGCUAAGUGGGACAGAUGACAGCCAGUCUGUCACUCAGAGAGAGAGAGAUAUAUGAAGGACGGCUGCCUGUCAGUGACCCACAAACGCAACGCGUAGACGAAUGCUCUGCGUGUGUAAGCUCACUCUCUGUCACACAUGCACACGAACACAUACACACACACACUACAUUUACAGAGGCACGCAGACACUUUCGUCGGCAUACAACACAAACACACCAUGUGAAUCCUGAUGUUGUCAUCACUUCCCACCAGUGAUCCAAUAGGACCUACAGGGAUGACCUACCGGGAUGAAAAAAAUGAUUUUCUUGUGUACUAUGUGUGGUUAAAGAGAGACAGACAAACUACAACCUAUUCUGAUCAGGGCUUUAUUUAUGUGGAGCCAUCAUAGGUUAAAGCAGACAUCACAAGCUUCCCAGGUGUGGGGAGGACAUAGGGUAUCUGAACUAUGCACUAUGAACUGACUGACCUGGUGCCCUGUUUCCCAAAACCAUCUUAAGGCUAAAUUCAUCGUUAGAACCUUCGUUGGAGCAUCAUUAUAUCUCAGAGCUUUUUCCCAAAACCAUCGUUAUUAACUUUGCAAUUGAAGACGCUCGUAAUCUAACGACUGCCUCAGACAACUCCUAGAACAGCUAAGUGCGUCAGAUGCUUUUUCGCCCUCCCUCGUCACUUUAUACACACAAAUCUCUGCUAAACAUUGAAUCGCAUGGUUUAUAUGUCUCUGUGACGCCGAUAACUUCAGAACAAAGUCGACUAGAAAUACAAAGAUGCCAAUGUGUUUGCAAUUGAUACAAACAAGUGACAAAUACAAAUAUGCUUCAAAUUAAAACCGAGAUGACUGCAUUAAAAUAUAAACAGUAGGCUGCAGGCCUAUUUUAAUAAUAUUGAAAUAAAUGUAAUGUUCAAUCAA
Molecule: messenger RNA, 3508 nt
Organism: Salvelinus sp. IW2-2015
Lineage: Eukaryota; Metazoa; Chordata; Actinopteri; Salmoniformes; Salmonidae
Source: RefSeq, a predicted model, not a curated record